Messenger RNA from Salvia hispanica, 1226 nucleotides. RefSeq lists its product as uncharacterized. The record is from RefSeq and is a predicted model, not a curated record. NCBI's taxonomy places the organism in Eukaryota, Viridiplantae, Streptophyta, Magnoliopsida, Lamiales, Lamiaceae.
ACACAGUUUUAGAGCAAAAGCAGCAGCUGAAGCAGCAAGUGUGGGAGGGGUGAGAAAAGCAGCAGAUUCCCAUCGUUUUCUCAGAUCUGAAAAUGGAGCACCACACCACCACCAGCCGCGCCGAAGCCGAGCGCCUCCUCGGCAUCGCCGAGAAGCUCCUCCGCUCCAAGGACUUCUCCGGCUCCCGCGACUUCGCCAUCCUCGCCCAGGAGACCGAGCCCCUCAUCGACGGCUCCGACCAGAUCCUCGCCGUCGCCGAGGUCCUCCUCGCCUCCGACUCCAAGCGCUCCAAUCAGCCCGACUGGUACUCCAUCCUCCAAAUCCCCCCCCGCACCUCCGACCUCGACCUCAUCAAGAAGCAGUACCGCCGCCUCGCCCUCCUCCUCCACCCCGACAAGAACAAAUUCCCCUUCUCCGACUCCGCCUUCCGCCUCGUCGCCGAUUCCUGGGCCGUCCUCUCCGAUCCCUCCAAAAAAUCCCUCUACGACGCCGAAUCCGCCUCCCGCUUCACCCGCGUCGACCUCGUCUCCCCCAAACGGAACCACAAAAAGCCCAAUUCCGGCCAGAAAUUGCCCGUCCGCCGCAGCGGCAGAAGCACCGCCGGCGGAGAGAACGAGGAUGUUUCAGAACCGCCGAGAUCCGCCACCACGAAUCAUAACCCUAAUAGUAACAAUUGGGGGAAUGCUAAUAAUAAUAAUAUGUGGACCACUUGCCCCUACUGCUACAAUCUCUACGAGUACCCUCGCAAAUACGAGGACUGCUGCCUCCGCUGCGAUAACGAGAAAUGCCGGAGGGCUUUCACGGCGGCGGAGAUUUUAUCCAUGCCGCCCACGGUGCCGGGGAAAGAGGCCUAUUUCUGCUGCUGGGGGUUUUUUCCCAUGGGGUUUGCGGCUGAGGGGGAUGCCGCCGAUUUUCCCAAAUGGAUGCCCCCAAUGUUUGGGGCCACGACCCCAGCUGCAAAUCCGACCCCUGUGACCGCGGUCCCUCCUGUGACGCCUGUUGGAGCGUCGGCGACGCAACCGAAGAAAAGGGGGAGGCCUAGGAAGAAUGUGUAGGUUGUUGGAUUGGAUUGAGGUUUGUAGAAUGAAUUUUCAAUGGGAAGAAGGUUAGGUUUGGUGAUGUUUGUUGGAUUAGGAGUAAUUAAUUUCUGUUGUGAUGCUUUUCUUUUCCAUGUAAUAUUGUUGGUUAGUGCCUCCAGAGUUGAAAUGUAUGUGGAAAAUUUUCAA